AUGGAGCAGGAGCCAGUCAAGGUGGAGGAGUUCGAAGAACUUGCUCGGCGAGCUCUCCCGAAGAUGUACUACGAUUACUUCCGCGGUGGAGCGGAGGACCAGUUCACCUUGAAGGAGAACAUUCGAGCUUUUCAAAGGAUCACGUAGUCCUCGCCGCGGCCCCCUUCUGCCCUAAUUUCUCUGCGUCUGGCUCAUAAUCUCCCGCUAUUUCACUGCGCGCCGCAGGUUUCAGCCGAGGAUUCUCGUAGACGUCAGCAGCAUAAACACAUCAACAUCGCUGCUAGGGCACAUGAUCGAAGCGCCGAUCCUCGUUGCUCCCACCGGAAUGCAUAGGCUGGCUCACCCUGAAGGUCCUCGUCUCUCCCAGGAUCUCCCACUUUCCAUGACAAGUCUGAAAGUUCUCAGAAAUCCGAUCCCUGCCAGGCGAGGUAGCGACAGCGAGAGCUGCGGCAUCGUGCAACACGAUCAUGGUGACUGAGCGAGUCUUCCGCCGUUCAGCCAUCGCCCCGCCUGGUCUGCUUUCCCGCUGAAAAUCCACUGACUCUCUUCUCAGGUGCUGUCCUUCACAUCCAACUGUACUAUCGAGGAGGUCGCCGCCAGUUGCGAUGCCGUCAGGUUUUUCCAACUAUAUGUAUGAUCUCCUGCUGAUUACUCCAUUCCCGUCCUCUCUGCCGCCAUGAAUUCGUCUGCAACUAGCAAGAAUGACGUCUUCCCGCCUCAUCAGGUAUACAAGAGGAGAGAUAUAGCCGCAGAGCUGGUGAAGAGAGCUGAGAGGCAUGGAUACAAAGCCGUAGUUGUCACAGGGGAUGCUCCCAAGCUUGGACGAAGGGAAGCAGACAUCAAGAACAAGUGAGCGAGCGAGCCUCUGGUUUCACCUCUGCUGCUAUUUAAAUUUCAGCUGGCCUACAGAAACAGAAAAAAAAGAAAAAAAAAAGGAAAAAAGAAAAUCCCCUCGGCAAUAUCCCCCAUUUAGUUUAAAUAAAUAAUAAACUAUUUAAAUCAUUCCUUGUUUGCGGCUCUUCUCUUCUGAUCUUAAAGGCGUUGACUUGGGGCCUGCCUAGGAUGAAGAAAUGUUCUUUCAGCUGGAAUUCUUGGUGGUCGCUGACAGAUCAGGUUUGCAGACGGUAUUUGACGGGGAGAUCAUUAAUACUCGCAUUCUGAUGGUUCUGCAGAAUGGUCGCACCAAGAUUGAGGAACCUCGAAGGUCUGCUGUCUGUGGAGGUUGAAUCUGUGAGUAAAACCCAUCUUCUCUCUGCUCAUGGGCUACGUCGACUGUAUUCAAUCAAGACCAGCAGUCGUUGACUCUAUCUUUCCUUGUCACACAUAGGAUGGAUAAAUGUCUUGCCCUCUUCUCUUCCUUUUCUUUUUGUAUUGAGAAGUUAUCCCACGGUUGGGACCCCACUCCAGGGACUGAUAGGCCUCAUGCUCCAAGCCCAUCUCUUAAUGGCAGAUUAUGGUCAGAUGCCAGUCAUCCAUUUCAUCAGUUUUCUUCCAUGAUGCUCGCCGAUAUCUUCUGCACUGUACAAGUUUAAGACCCUUGACAGGAGCAGAUCAUUGGGCAUGGCAAUGGCUUCAUGGGUGAUCUUUUUUUUUUUUUCCGAUUAUCAGACAGGCAGAUGACAGAUGACCAUCCCCCCACCCCCGUGUUCCUUAUUCUCUUUUCCUUUCUGCAGGGCGGAUCUAAUCUCCAAGCUUUUGCUUCGCAAACACACGAUGAUUCGCUAAGCUGGAAGGCAUGGCAAAAAAACUCCAUAUUGAGACAUCAUUCAUCAUCUUUUUGCAUGUUGAUGCUGCCGAUUUAUUCGAUUUAUGCCCAUCAAAGAACCGAUUUUUCUAGAGCCCCGAAGGCUUCUGACAUGCCCACCCGUGCUCUUCCUCUGUUGAUGCCCCCAAGCAUUAUAUACCCUACGAUACUGGUUUGUCACACCUCUUAAUGGGCAUUUUCAGGACAUGGCAUGGCUGAAAUCUAUCACAAGCUUGCCAAUUCUUAUCAAGGGUGUACUCACCGCAGAAGAUGGUACCUAUGGGUCUCUCUUAUCUCAUUUCCCCUGUUUAUCUGUCGUCUAGUACCAAGUAUAAGAUUGUUAGUCUGUGUAAGUGGGGCUGUAAAACAUCCCGCUCCUGUUCACUGUCAGCGAGGAAGGCUGUGGAAGUUGGCUUAAAUGGGGUCAUCGUAUCGAAUCACGGGGCUCGCCAGCUUGAUUAUGCGCCGGCCUCUCUAUCUGUUCUUGAAGAGGUGAAGAACUCGCUUGAUCACAAGUGUUCUUUCUAUUCAGCCUUUAUUAUUAUUUUUUUUUCACAAAUUAUGCGGGGCGCAUGCGAACAUCGUCAAAUCUUGGCAGGUGGUGGAGGCUGUUGCAGGAUCGGUUCCUGUUCUUUUUGACGGAGGCAUCCGACGAGGAACAGAUGUCUUCAAGGCCUUGGCCCUCGGUGCCAAAGCGGUAAUGGUGAGCCCUUUUUCUCUUUUGUCAUGCGUCCUUGAAAUCAUCUCCAAGAUUAAACCACCCAUCUCCCCUCUUCUAUAUGGCACAGCUACUGACCCACACAUCAUCGUUGACUUUCUCAGAGAAAUAUGCCUAGAUGAGUUUAUAUAUUUAUAGGCAUCGUUGUUCAUAGCAGCUGAUAAUUGACCGCUAUCUGUGUGUAUGCACGGUCCACCAGGUUGGGAGGCCGGUGGUCUUUGGCCUGGCGGCAAAAGGGGAGCAAGGAGUGAGGAGGGUAGUAGAAAUCCUCAAGGACGAGUUGGAGCUCACCAUGGCCCUAGCUGGCUGCCCCACCAUCGAUGCUAUCUCCAGGAGCCAUGUGCGGACGGAGCAAGAAAGACUCAGAUCUUUCAUGUGA
This is a messenger RNA of Spirodela intermedia, 2841 nucleotides long. The record is from the annotation of a GenBank genome assembly. NCBI's taxonomy places the organism in Eukaryota, Viridiplantae, Streptophyta, Magnoliopsida, Alismatales, Araceae.